AUGGCUGGUGAGUUACUCGCAAAACAAAAUUCUCGUGCUCAGAGAGUCUGCAGUUUCCUGUUCGAUAUUUUCCUUGGACCGAACUAUAACCACGCUCCUCCAAGCGUCAAGUACAUGACGGCUAACGGUGGGAAGUAUCGGUUCAACCCUAAUCUCUAUGCAGAUGGCAAAGUCUGCCCGUCUCUUCUUGGCACAUGGUCUGUACCAGGGUGUGUCUCUGGAAAGUCGACACUGCUACAAGUCCAUAUAUCCAUUCAGUCCAUGACCCUUUGCGAAGAGCCUUAUCUCAACGAGCCUGGAUGGGCGAACGACGGUGCUACUCCCCAGUCGGGCAAUCAGAUGCUCGGUAACCUCAAGAACCCUCCAGAGCCCUUCGGCGACGUGAUCCGUACGCACUACCGCCUCAAAUCGCAAGCCAUCAUUACGCAGUUGGACGAAUGGCUCGUGUUAGACGAUGGUAAAGCAACUGCCGGCGAUUUGUUCUCCACAAGGCAGGAUUCGUCGGCGAUAUGGUGCAGGGAUGGCUUCGACACACUGUGUGCACAAUGUUUCUUGGCCAUCCAUCGGGGUUUAACCGUCCUUUACCUUGGUCAACGUGCAACGCUCGCAUAUGCUGUGGUUCGCCCGCGGGUUUGGGGAAAGUUACGUGCACGGGUUGCAAGGGGAGAGACAAUUACUUUAGUAGGCAAAGAUGGAGUGGAGAGAAGUGUUGGACCGAGUGAUGUUGUAGGUGCCAGUGAGGAUCCUGGGGUACGUUUCUUUUUCGCGGUCGUAUUGAUUCUGGACACACCUCUCGAGAUAUUGGGGCAAGGCGCAGGAGAAGAAAGAUCGCGAACUGAGGGUUGUCUUUCGUCUUUGUGGUAUUUGAGCAUGAGCGGUGUAAAAGGUUUCAAGGACGAUGUACAUCAUAUCGUUGCAUCUAGAGACCAUGUGUCAGAUCCGAUCACAUUUACUAGCGCGGCGUUCAACCAGCCGAGGCCCAGCCAGCUGGAUAGCGACAUUUUUCCUGUGCCUAAAUAUUCUCUGAAGGCUUAG
Molecule: messenger RNA, 1035 nt
Organism: Suillus clintonianus
Lineage: Eukaryota; Fungi; Basidiomycota; Agaricomycetes; Boletales; Suillaceae
Exons: 9
Coding region: 1-1035 (344 amino acids)
Molecular function (GO): ubiquitin conjugating enzyme activity
Source: RefSeq, a predicted model, not a curated record